AUGGAUCUUGAGUUACUACAAGAUUUGUCCAAAUUCAGCUUCCCAGCAUCCAUCAAGAUCCGAUCCAAACCCUCAAAGGCAAAGAACGAGGAAGCAGGUGGCGAUGACAACGAAGAUGUCCUCAGCUGCAGUACACCGACAUCACAAGAACACAAGAUUCCCGCCGUCGUAGACUCUCCACCUCCUCCUCCGAGAAAACCCCGUCCACCACCGUCAGCACCGUCGGCUACGGCUGCUCGGAUGAUCAGAUCGUGCAAGAGGAAGCUUUUGGUGUCGACUUGUGAGAUUAUCAUGAACCGGGAAGAGAUUGAUCGUUUCUUCUCCUCCGUAUACAAUGAGGCGUCGACGACGGCCAAACGGCGGAGAAGUUAUCCUUAUUGUGCUCGAAGAUGAGGCUUGAACUCAAAAUAUUUACAUUUUUUUUUACAGUUUUACUAGAAAUAUUGUGAAAUUAUAUGUUGGUGUUCGGUGUGUUUUAAUAUUUUUAAAAUUUAAUUACGAGAAAAUGGAAGGGAUAAUUUUCUGCAACCUCAUAUUAAUUUCCGCAUGGAGGGGUCGAUGUUGUAAAUUCAGUAAUAAAUGAAAAUUUAAUUCCAAUUGCCAAGUUUUCUA
Messenger RNA from Capsella rubella, 612 nucleotides. Its product is annotated as cyclin-dependent protein kinase inhibitor SMR1. NCBI's taxonomy places the organism in Eukaryota, Viridiplantae, Streptophyta, Magnoliopsida, Brassicales, Brassicaceae. Gene Ontology annotation, biological process: regulation of DNA endoreduplication. The coding region runs from base 1 to 393 and encodes 130 amino acids. The transcript has a single exon. The record is from RefSeq and is a predicted model, not a curated record.